AUUUUCGGAAAAUAGCGCCCGGUGGUUCUGAAGCGCUUUGUUGAUAGCGGGGCCGCGUCAGCCCGGCCGGGUACCAGGCGCCUCGGGUCCCCGCAACAUCUCCCGCUGCUCCCCCGCCGCCGCUCCCGAAGCUUUUCCAGAUGUCCCUGGUAGAUUUGGGAAAGAAGCUUUUAGAAGCAGCACGAGCAGGUCAGGAUGAUGAAGUUCGGAUUUUGAUGGCAAAUGGAGCACCUUUUACUACAGAUUGGUUGGGUACAUCUCCACUUCAUCUAGCUGCACAAUAUGGGCAUUAUUCAACCACAGAAGUAUUACUCCGAGCUGGUGUAAGCCGAGAUGCCAGAACUAAAGUGGACCGAACUCCAUUACACAUGGCAGCAUCUGAAGGCCAUGCAAGCAUAGUAGAAGUUUUACUUAAGCAUGGCGCUGAUGUCAAUGCAAAAGACAUGCUAAAAAUGACAGCACUACACUGGGCUACAGAACAUAAUCAUCAAGAGGUGGUUGAACUUUUAAUUAAAUAUGGUGCUGAUGUCCACACACAAAGUAAAUUUUGUAAGACUGCUUUGGAUAUUUCAAUAGACAAUGGAAAUGAAGAUUUGGCAGAAAUAUUACAGAUUGCAAUGCAGAACCAAAUAAAUACAAACCCUGAGAGCCCUGACACUGUGACGAUCCAUGCUGCAACACCACAGUUUAUCAUUGGACCUGGAGGGGUGGUGAACCUAACAGGUCUGGUAUCCUCAGAAAAUUCAUCCAAGGCAACAGAUGAAACUGGAGUAUCUGCUGUUCAGUUUGGAAACUCAUCUACGUCAGUAUUAGCUACAUUAGCUGCUUUAGCUGAAGCUUCUGCUCCAUUGUCCAAUUCUUCAGAAACCCCAGUAGUGGCUACUGAGGAGGUGGUGACAGCAGAAUCAGUAGAUGGUGCAAUCCAACAAGUUGUUAGCUCUGGGGGUCAGCAAGUUAUUACAAUAGUUACAGAUGGAAUUCAACUUGGUAAUUUGCACUCUAUUCCAACCAGUGGAAUAGGCCAGCCCAUCAUUGUAACCAUGCCAGAUGGACAACAAGUAUUAACAGUACCAGCAACAGAUAUAGCUGAAGAAACUGUUAUAAGUGAAGAACCACCAGUCAAGAGACAAUGUAUUGAAAUUAUAGAAAAUCGGGUGGAAUCUGCAGAAAUAGAAGAGAGGGAAGCACUUCAGAAACAGCUGGAUGAGGCAAAUCGAGAAGCACAAAAAUAUAGGCAGCAACUUCUAAAGAAAGAACAGGAAGCAGAAGCCUAUAGGCAGAAAUUAGAGGCCAUGACCCGUCUCCAGACUAACAAAGAAGCCGUGUAAUUGAAAUGGACAAUAUAGUUUGAUUUUUACCUUCGGUCAAGAAAAAGAGUACAAUCUUGAACUGUAUACCCCAUAUAAAUACGUCAUGGGAAUCCAGCAUAGAGAAAAGAGACUUACAAGCUGAUAAUUGGACUUAAGCCAUGAGCUCUGAAUUUUCUUGUAACAUAAACUAUGAAUUUAGAAGUUGUGUGAAAAGUAUUUAAAACUAAAUUCUGUAAAUAGUUGGUUUUUUUUUUACAGUUCCAAAAUGAGUUGAUAAAAGAUGGUUGAAGAGAUCCAGAAACAUAAUAAGCCACUGUUUUUGUGAAUUCCUUUUGAUUUUAGUAUGAAUCUUAAUUUCUCAGAAGCAGAACAGUUUUAAGGGUGAUCCUUGUUGAUUAGACCAAAUAUUUGCAUAAUAAUUAUGUGGUGGACUGAUUCUGGAAUUAUUUCUAUAGGUAUCAACUAGGCCUCUACCUAAAGAGUAGAUUUCUCUAAGGAAAUCUUUGUAUAGCUUUAAGUAGUUGUCUUGGAUUAUCUGAAAACAUUUUUUAGAAAGUGAAACUUUUAUAUUUGUUUAACUUCAGCUAUACCUGAGUAGAUUUACCUGUAUAUGAAGCAAAUAUUUUUUAAAAUUUCAGUUUGUACAUAUUCUGCAUGUUUUUAUAAUUUCAAAGUGCAUCACUUGCAUAGAUAUUUUUUUGCAAAGAUGAUGAAUGUUAUUAGGAAGAAAAAACUUUAGUCCAUAGGUCAUUGAAAUUAAGUAAGCUAGCAGCUGGUUCUAUUGGAAUGACAGUGUCCUUGGAAGUAGCAGUUUGCAAAGUAACUUAAAUUUGCAAACUCUGUACUCUCUUUUAAAAUUUCACAUAGGGGACUUGAAACUUUGUACUCAGUGCCUUCUAUCAUGACUUCCACAUGAAAACAUUUCCAGGCACUGGAUUGUGGGAUAAUGUUUUUUGGAAAGCUCAACACAGAUGGGUUUCUGAAAUUCUCAAGGACUCAUAUCCCUACCCCCCCCCCCCCAACCCCCCCACCUCCUCACCCCCCCCCCCCCCCCCGAAACUAGAAGAGCCAGAUACUGUCUUGGCUAUUCUUACCAAAAAAAAUUUGUAUUUGGAUGUAGGACAAGAACUUUUCAUACUUCAUUGAUGCCACUGUUAAAUUCCAUGAUAGGCAAAUGAUUAAAUUUUGACUUUAUUGUUCAAUUUUGUUUUUUUUUUCCCCGGUAAAACAUAAGUUCGGGUCUUUUUUUCUUGCUUUGCUUUUGUUUCACUGCUUUAUGAAAAUGUUUAUCUAAAUCUAAAAACCCUCUAGAUUACAUAUACUGUAUAAGAAAGAAAUUACCCUUAAAACUGUAUUCUGGCCUACUUUUCUAUUUUACAAUUAAAUAUCUUUUUUCCACAUAUGUUCAGUGUAGACUUAAUUCUCUUUUGACCUUUAUACAUUAGAAGCUGUAUGUUAUUGUAUAUCUGAACCACAAUCUAUUAAAAUACUGUAUAAUUUUUA
Messenger RNA from Monodelphis domestica (gray short-tailed opossum), 2813 nucleotides. It is a transcript of the gene GABPB1, whose product is annotated as GA binding protein transcription factor subunit beta 1. Lineage: Eukaryota; Metazoa; Chordata; Mammalia; Didelphimorphia; Didelphidae. Gene Ontology annotation, cellular component: nucleus. Gene Ontology annotation, biological process: positive regulation of transcription by RNA polymerase II. Gene Ontology annotation, molecular function: protein binding; transcription cis-regulatory region binding. The record is from RefSeq and is a predicted model, not a curated record.